GGACAUUCUGCUCCCGUGAAUAGAUCGCAUAUUUAUUACGUAUUGCCAUUGUCUCCCCAGAGAGGUCGCCACUACAUUGGACUGACUGGUAGCCUGGGACUGAAAAUAACUCCACCUGUUCACGGCCGCGGAGCUAUCAGAUUGUGAGACAAUAUCCACAUAAUUCAAAAUCUUUCAUUGCUUUCUGAACCUCAAUAUUCUCCUCUAUUUUUCUUUUCCUUUUGUCUUUCAUUGUCUGCUCCAAUGGCGGCCCAAAGGCAGGCCUCGUCCGCUUCCCAAACCCCACAUAUCUCGCCUGCAGAGCUUUCUUAUCUCCACACAUCUCUUGCUCUUCCAGGUAGCCCAAUUCGACCGGAUGGACGCUCGGCGGCACAGUUUCGGCCCUUGACAGCAGAGACUGAUAUUCUUCCUGGAACUAACGGUAGCGCGCGUGUCGGUUUUGCGGACGGCACUCAAGCAAUCGUCGGAGUGAAGGCGGAAGUAGAAAAGACAGUGAUCUCGGCAGAUGCGCUCAAACUGCCGCAACAGACACAGGAAGAAUAUGCAGGGAAUAAUGACAACGUGGGAAACCAAGGGUCGGGUUCUGGACAUGGAUCAUGGGUGCAGAUGUCGAUCGAGAUCCCAGGGUUCCGGGAUGACGAUGCUUUGCCAGUUUUCUUGUCCGAGAUGAUGCGAGAGCCUUUGGUUGAGUCUGUAUCAAGUGAGGGCUCUGGGAAUGGCGAGAUGGCCGGUGGGCUCAAGGGAAGGCUGGUGAUCAACAAACGGUGGCACUGGCGAUUGUAUAUUGAUGUUCUUCUUCUCUCCCAACCCCAAUCAUACCCACUUCCACUACUAUCCUUAACGACUCAUCUGGCGCUACUGUCGACGAAGCUUCCGAAGUUGAAGUCACAAGGCGAGGAAGAUCCGUUUUUUGACGAUGAUUGGGAUGCUGCAGAAUAUCUAUAUCCACGCUCUACUUCGACAACAUCCCCUACUUCUUCCCAACAAGUUCGCCCCCCAGUAACAUUGCUCGUUGUCUCUGUAGGCGAAAACAUUAUUUUCGAUCCUGAUAGAGAGGAGAUUGCUGUUGCUGAUACGGUUUUGGCCGUUUCUAUCACUCGGGAUAGCGACUCUGAUAGCCUGAAGCUCGUUUCCAUCCGCACGAUCGAUCCUCCUUCCAGGUUAACACAACCUGGUGUGCCUAACUCGGAAAAUGUGACUACCUUAGGUUCCACGGCUGCUGCCGAAGAAGCAGCCAUUUUGAACCCAUCCACAGGCGAAGAAGAGGUUCCGGGUGUUUGGAGGCCCCGUCGUGGAGGUGUGAAGAGAAGCACGGUUGCUCGCGUCGUUAAACUCGUGCUCGAGAAGGGUGGUGUUGGUGAGGAGGUUCUCGAGGGUCUAGAGGGUGUUCAAGUUGGGUGAAUGGAUUGAUGCGACAUUUCAUUGUCCCGAAUAGGGAUGAUAUCGUGCCCUACGUGCGCCCUCUAUUUGUCUCCUACCAUGUAGCCGUUGCCGGCGGAGAUAGAAAUGCUCGGCCGAAGUAUGCGCAUCGCUACUGAUUCGCUACAAUGUAGGAGCAGAAGGUCUUCUGUGC
Molecule: messenger RNA, 1573 nt
Organism: Aspergillus caelatus
Lineage: Eukaryota; Fungi; Ascomycota; Eurotiomycetes; Eurotiales; Aspergillaceae
Product: exosome non-catalytic core subunit RRP42
Exons: 2
Coding region: 244-1401 (385 amino acids)
Biological process (GO): nuclear polyadenylation-dependent mRNA catabolic process; U5 snRNA 3'-end processing; nuclear polyadenylation-dependent rRNA catabolic process
Cellular component (GO): nuclear exosome (RNase complex); cytoplasmic exosome (RNase complex)
Source: RefSeq, a predicted model, not a curated record